CAGUAGCAAGCAAGCAAGAAAGGCAACCUGUUGCGUGUGUGACGCCGUGUCAUAUUUUCUUUUGUGCUUCAAUUUUAUUGGUUGAAUUCAUUUUAAGUUCGCUGUUUUUUACAUUAAUUUCGUGUACAAUCACUUCCAAUUUAUUUUGUUCUUAAUCGUAGUUUGUAAUGAUUUCGGAAACGAUUUUAUUUUACACGGUUUAUAGUGAUAAAUUUGGAAUCGAAUACGAAAAAGACUGAAAACAAGCUUGGAACAACAAACGAGUAUUCUGCUAAGAGAUGAACGUAAUGGCGACGAAGAUGAAGGCAUCAACAACCGAUUUUCUAUCAGGCGAUGGGAUUGAUUUAAACCCUCAAAAGAAAUUAACGAGCAUUAGUAGUCAAGAACAGGAUGACCUGGAUUUGCUUCUCAGUGAAAUUACCGUUCAGUUUGAUGACGAAGUGCAAACGCUGUACGUCGGCCCUGUGGAGAUUGUUGAUGAUGAUGACGACGACGACGACGACGGAGGUAAUGGCGGUGGCUGCAAUGUGCCUACCAGUAAGAACAACAAGAAAGUUGCUUUGGAACCAAUAACACCGAAAAAAGUUUUGGACUGCAUACAGAAGGACGAACCUUUGCCCACACUAGAGUCUAAUGACGACGACGGAGUUGAUGACGAUGGCUGCAAUGUGCUUACCAGUAAAAACAAUGAAGCUGCUUUAAAACCAAUAACACCGAAGAAGUUGUUGGACUGCAUACAAAAGGUUGAACCAUUGCCCACACCAGAGUCUGAUGACGUCACAAAAGGGGACGCUAGUGUCCAGCCGCUAGUUGCCACCGUUGCCACGGAUGAAACAAAUCAAGCGAACGCAGAACACCAAGAAAAACAACUACAGCAUCAGCAGCCGCUUCCCCCACCGCCAGAGGUACAAGAUGCUGUUGUGGGUGAGGAACCGGUUGUGGAGGCAGCAAUUGAUUCAGCAAACGACGACCGUCCCCAUCAUUUGACAGAAGCUGCUGUUGUUAUUGAUCCAAAAAAUGGAGGAGCAUCGCAGACGGUUCUCUGUGCAGAUUUGACUGAAUCCAAGGAAAAGGACAAACGCGAAACAAGCCCGGAAAAGGCUCCACCGGUCAUCGUAAACGUUACCACUCGCGUAACGAGAUCAGCCAGUUCUCCCGUUAAACCGCCGGCAGUCAUCACGCCAACCUCACCGCCAAACAUCAAGAAUAAAUUGUCAGCUGAGCCUGAAGAGCAACCGAAAUCGUCACCGGAACGUGCCAGCAAACGUUUGAGAGUGAAAUCUGAGCGAACUACAGGCCCGACCGCAAUAAAGGAAGAAAUCAAGCAACUCUCACCUGUAUUGCCUCCAUCUGCUGAAGAGGAAACUGCUGUCGAGCCUGUGGAAGCUGAAGAGUCAACGGAAGAGGAGGAAACCUUUCAAAAGCAAGAGCGUGAAGUGAUUAUUGAAGCGGAUCAACCGCCGCAAGAAGAGGACGAAGAAGAAACCCCGGAAGGAGAAUUAAUCGUUCCCGAUGUAGUUCCGCCUGAACAAGAAAACGAAGAACGAUUGCUUGAAUACAAUGCACCUUACAAUAAAGAAACUUCAUCUGCAGGCAGCGAUAGUGGCAUAGAAAACGAGACAACAGAACUGAACAAAGUUGUACUUCCGUCCGGGGAAGACGAGAGACAGGAAGUUGAAUCCUGUGCGAAAAUAGCAGAUGAACCAAUUGCAGAAGACAUUCCAGAAUCUGUCACAGACGCUGAAAACAGUGCACAGGUAAUAAUUGUACACGAUAAUACUCAAGAAAAGGGUGUAGAGGAAAGUGUUAAGCCAACUGCUAAGAGCGGUAUCAAAAUAAUUAAAUGCGCGGAAUGUGUGAUGACCUUUAAGAAAGAGCUGUGGUACAAAAAGCACCUAAUGAAUUACCACGGUAUUGAUUUGAGUAACAUUGCUCACUUUCUUUCAAACCUUCAAACGUUGGAUGAAGGUAUACAGGACGAAGACGGAAAUGGUGUUGAGGAAGAAUUUCAACAAUUCCAGCUGACAGACGGCGCACAUAGUUCAAACGAUAAGACUGAUGGCAAUCAUGAAGAAAUAGGGCAUAGCGGUCAGGAGCUCGAAGAGCCGGCCGUAAAGAAACUUCGUCGAAGUGUCCCAUCGACACCGAGUCCGGCAACAUUACAAAUGUACCCGGAAGUUAAGCUAUCCACAGUUAGUAAUGGAAAAACGAAAGCAGGGCGUCGUCGCAAGGACAAACUGAUUCCUAGAAACUCCGAUGCGGAUAUGCGAAUCAAACAUGAAUAUCACUCUGUAACGGUACAUCCCGAGGAACCCGCUGGUGGUUCAACUCACUCAUCACAGUUGAACAACGUAUUCGUUGUAACAUAUCUGGAACAGGCAGCUUUUGUGGCAGGAGGAGGGAGCACAGUUUUACCAGGUUCAAACAAAGAAAAUUCUAAAUCAUCCCCAUUCGAUCCACUUGAUGAUUUAACUCCCUUCGAAAGAGCAAAAAUUAUCGAAAAUGGAACCGAGGAUAAGCGGAUCUAUGCGUGUAGUAUCUGUGGUACUGAGUUUGACCAGCGCAUGGAAGCUCAGGAUCAUGUCAAUUACGUUCACAAGGACGUAAAACGACGCAGCUGUCCGCACUGUGGUCGUACAUUUACACAGACUGGCGAUCUGACACGACAUGUCCGAAUCCAUACCGGCAUCAGACCAUUCAAAUGUCCUGUUGAUGGCUGCAAAUAUGCUUUCAUUUCAUCCGGUGAUUUGCACAAACACGUGCGCCGGCACAAUCAGCUGGUCAAUCCAAUACCCAAACCGCACGUUUGCACAUCUUGCGGUAAAGACUUUGAACGGGGUUAUGAUCUCAAAAGGCAUAGCUCGAUGCACGCUAAGGAUGAUCCCAACUACCAGGGAUUCAACUGUGAACUAUGCGGAAAAACAUUUGCUCGCAAAGACCAAUAUCGUGCUCAUACAUAUCGUCACAUCGGCUACAAGCCACACAAAUGCACUCAAUGUUACAAGAGUUUUUCCGAUGCGAGCAACUACGCCAAACAUCUAAAAGUUCACGCGAUGGAUGGAAUGUCACUGAUCUGUCAUUUUUGCGACAAACCCUUCAAAAAUAAAAUGGCCAUCUCGAAGCACGUGUUUCACUGCAAGUAUAAACCAGUGAAACGAGAGAUUGUGAAGCAGGAAUCCUCGUAAAACUAUGAUUCAAUCUCAACCUAGCUAUACAUGGUAAGUACUCAACAUGCGGUUUAGCCGUGAACCAUAAAAACAGCAGCAGCAGCAAUAGCAUUGUAAGUGUGAUUCUCUUUUGUAUGAGAUCAAUUCCCAGAUAUCCCCGCCCAAUUAGUUUUAAACGGCAAGAGCUGACUACUUAAUAAUUUCUAGAAAACCAACCUUACCCAUCAUUAGUCGGUAAGUGUGCGAAACUUCAAGUUUUCCACUAAGCAAUUGCUCUUAUUUUUUAGAAUUUAGCUUUCUAUUUAGCGAAAAGUUUACAGUUCAGGUUCAUUGUGCAUUGUACAGUUUCUUAGUUUAUACUUUGGCGUUUCGCAUUGGAAAUCAAGGAUAUACAAUUUUUUCUUCAAAUAACCCGCAUAUUUAUUAAUUUGUAAUAAAAUCACAAACAGUAUAAUAUAAUCAGCAAUAUAAAUGCGAGUAAACAAGUGGAUAUUGAGCCCUGUUGUGGUUAAUUGUUAAGUGGGAAGAAAUUUCUAACGGUAGCGGACUUAUACUAUAUGCGCACGAAUUUGAUUAAGUUAAACUCGCUUUCCAAUAUGUUUUAGCAGUAGUGUUUAAUGAUUAAAUAAACAUUAACGUUAAUGAGCUAGUGUUCA
Molecule: messenger RNA, 3823 nt
Organism: Malaya genurostris
Lineage: Eukaryota; Metazoa; Arthropoda; Insecta; Diptera; Culicidae
Exons: 2
Coding region: 279-3185 (968 amino acids)
Cellular component (GO): nucleus
Source: RefSeq, a predicted model, not a curated record